Messenger RNA from Exaiptasia diaphana, 3224 nucleotides. RefSeq names its product ubiquitin-like modifier-activating enzyme 6. Gene Ontology annotation, molecular function: SUMO activating enzyme activity. The record is from RefSeq and is a predicted model, not a curated record. Gene Ontology annotation, cellular component: SUMO activating enzyme complex; cytoplasm. Bases 83 to 3136 code for a protein of 1017 amino acids. NCBI's taxonomy places the organism in Eukaryota, Metazoa, Cnidaria, Anthozoa, Actiniaria, Aiptasiidae. Gene Ontology annotation, biological process: protein sumoylation. The transcript has 37 exons.
AUCAUGGCAGCUGGUUCAAAAACUUCGGCAUCUUUCCGCAAUUUCGCUUUUGCAAGCCAUCUAUAAUAGAGAGAUCAAAAAUAUGGACGGAGGAGAGGCGACUAUCGAUGACUCUCUAUACAGUCGACAGAGAUACAUGCUUGGAGAUCAUGCCAUGCACAAGAUUAACAGAUCAACUGUAUUUCUUAAUGGGCUUGGUGGAAUAGGCAUUGAAAUAGCAAAAAAUGUGGUCCUAGCAGGUGUGAAGGCAAUAACUCUCCAUGAUACAAGGACUGCUACCUAUCUCGAUCUUGGAUCAAAUUUUUUUCUUUGUGAGGAUGAUGUAGUUAAGAAAAGGAAUAGAGCUGAAGCUUGUUCUAGAAGCCUUGCUGAGCUAAAUCCCUAUGUCUCGAUAAACACAGAAAGUAAAGCUAUUGAUGACAAUAAAUUAGACUUCUUGAAAGAGUACCAGUGUGUGAUUCUAACAGAUUCUGUACUGAGCUUACAAAUAAAGGUUGAUGAAUUCUGCAGAUCUCAGACUCCACCAAUCCAGUUUAUCAGCACCAAUGUCUUUGGAGUCUUUGCGUACUUAUUUUGCGAUUUUGGACCAGAGUUUGAAGUUCUUGACAUAUGGACAGAAGAACCAAAAUCAUUUUUUAUAGGCAGCAUAACCAAGUCUAAUCCUGGUGUUGUGACUACCUUGGAUAAUAUGCAUCAUGGCCUAGAGAAGGGAGAUAAAAUUAUAUUCAAAGAAUUAGUCGGUAUGGAAUUAUUAAAUGGAUCUGAACAAGUUGUAAAAAAAGUUUUGUCACCAUAUUCCUUUGCUAUAUGUGAYACUUGUGAUAUUGAGUUUACGCCGUACAAGUACGGGGGAAUCGCAUCCAUAGCAAAGCCUGCCUCAUCAAAUCUCUCUUUUAAAAGUUUAAAAGAUCAACUAGAGACACCAGAUAUUGUUAUAGCUGACUUCAUGAAAACUGAUAUUCCUGUUCAACUUCAUGUUGGGAUGCRUGCUGUUCAUCUAUUCUGGGAGAAGAAUGGACRUCUUCCYCAAGUAAGGAAUAGUAAAGAUGCACUAGAAGUCYUCAAAAUAGCAUCAGAUAGUUGCCAUGGUGAACUAGACAGCAAUGUUAUUAGAUCUCUGUCUUAUGUAAGUCAAGGCUGCUUUGCUCCACUUGCUGCWGCCAUGGGUGGUAUUGCUGCCCAGGAAGUACUGAAGGCUCUUACGGCAAAGUUUAAUCCAUUAAAACAAUGGUUAUACUUAGAUGUCAUUGAGACUUURAAAAAAUGUGAAGAUGAAGAUAUUUCAAACUUUUUGCCAAGGUCAAGUCGAUAUGAUACUUUAAGGAUUUGCAUAGGUAGUACAGCUCUAAAGAGGUUGAAUGACUUCAAUUUAUUCAUGGUAGGGUGUGGUGCAAUUGGGUGCGAACUUUUGAAGAAUUUUGCAUUAUUAGGUGUGUCCACAGGAGAAAAUGCUACGCUCACAAUCACCGAUGAUGAUUUGAUUGAAAAAUCCAACUUGAACCGACAGUUCCUCUUUCGUCAGCAACACAUUCAAAAACCAAAGUCUAUCACAGCAGCCCAGUCAGUACAGCAUAUCAACCCUGAAAUUCAUAUACAUCCCUUGGUGGAGAGAGUUUGCCCUCAGACACAGAAGACAAUWUUUCAUGAUGGUUUCUUUAAGUCUCAAGACAUAGUUGUUAAUGCUCUGGAUAAUGUGGAGGCAAGGAGAUAUAUAGACAGCCGCUGUGUKUGUAAUCAAAGAGGUCUGAUAGAGACUGGUACAAUGGGAGCUAAAGGACACGUACAGGUUAUUGUACCCUUUCUUACUGAGAAUUAUUCUAGUCAGCGAGAUCCAGAAGACAACGAAGUCCCAUACUGUACACUCAAGUCCUUUCCUUCUAUAAUUGAGCAUACAAUACAAUGGGCAAGAGAUAAGUUUGAAAACACCUUUAUCCACAAAACAGAUAUUUUUAAACAGUUUUGGGUCCAAUAUAAAACACCUAAGAACGCUUUGAAGGUCCUUGAAAUGAUGCAAAAUCUAGAAGCUGUUGUUGUAGUUACAAAAAUGAUGAAAAACCAACCCAAGUCAUGGAGUGACUGCGUAGCUUUAGCUAGGAAUAAAUUUGAAAAAUAUUUUAGUCAUAAAGCCAAAAAUCUAUUAAGAGCAUUCCCUCUUGAUAUCACUCUAAAAGAUGGAACACCAUUUUGGAAAAGCCCUAAACGUCCACCAACUCCUUUGGUUUUUGACAUUAAUGAUGAUCUUCACACUAUGUUCAUCACUAGUGCAAGCAGAUUAUAUGCUGAUAUAUACAAGAUUCACUAUACACAAAAGGAUAUUUCAAUGGAAGAACUAUGUAGAGUUUUGUCUAAUAUUGAAGUUGUGAAGUUUUCUCCAUCUGACAAGGAGAUACUUACAGAUGAAACAAAGACAAAGCCAUCAAAAGAUAUCAAAACCUGUGACUAUCUCAAGUAUUGCAGAGAAGAGCUCACAAGACUAGAUGCAUUACCACACGAUAUUAAUUUUGAAAAUCAAAUCAUUGCUUUAAAAUUUGAAAAAGAUGAUGACASCAAUGGACAUAUUGAUUUCAUUGCAGCCGCAGCGAAUCUUCGUGCUCAGAUGUAUAAUAUUGAGACUGUAGAUCGAUUAAAAGUGAAACGCAUUGCUGGAAAGAUUAUCCCUGCCAUUGCUACYACUACAGCUGCUAUAGCAGGACUGGCAUGUAUUGAACUGGUAAAGUUCACCAUGGCAAGUGYUUUGAAUGAGUAUCRUAAUAGUUUUAUCAACCUGGCCUUACCUUAUGUCAUCUUUGCUGAACCUGGAGCUGUUAAACACACGAUAAUCAAGGAAGGUCUCUCCUAUUCAAUAUGGGAUCACUGGACAGUUCAUGGCCACAAGAACUUCACWUUGAAAGAAUUUAUUGAUUGGUUUAAGGAACAUCAUGGCUUGGAUGUAUCCAUGGUUGUGCAAGGUGUGCGUAUGAUAUAUAUACCAGUAAUGCCUGGACAUAGCAAAAGACUCARCCAAUCGAUGACCAAACUACUGCGAUUGGAUCAUUCCCAGACGUAUGCUGAUCUUACUGUGUCAUUUGCUGCUCCACAGUAUGAUCAAGAUGAUCUACCUGGUCCUCCUAUACGAUACAYUAUUGAUAACCACUAAUAAACAUUGAUAAUAUCUACUUGUAAAUAUGUAAAGUAUCAGUGGUAGAGUAUUAGUCAGGGUCUAAUAAAUUAACUUAUUUUUUCAA